AUGCUUUGGAAUAAUUUUUUGAAUAAAAAUAAAAUAUUUGUUUUUAAUGAAGAGAGGGAUAAGAAGGAAAAUAAGGCAGUGAAAAUAGAUCAACUUGAGUUAUUACUCCGUCAGUGCACAGAACAUGCACUAACCCCCAGUCAGCUGGCGGAUUUAUUCCCAUUGGCAAGGAUUUGCCCUGAAAAUGUACUAUCAAGUCGCGGAAUGUCACAGGUCUUUAAUAAAUUAAAAAAACAAAAUAAAAUUUAG
Molecule: messenger RNA, 249 nt
Organism: Meloidogyne enterolobii
Lineage: Eukaryota; Metazoa; Nematoda; Chromadorea; Rhabditida; Meloidogynidae
Source: the annotation of a GenBank genome assembly